Messenger RNA from Prorocentrum cordatum, 329 nucleotides. Lineage: Eukaryota; Dinophyceae; Prorocentrales; Prorocentraceae. The record is from the annotation of a GenBank genome assembly.
CCCCCGCAGAACCGCCGACGCCGUCGGUAAGCUGGUGGAGGUCCUGAGCGACUCGAAGCGGGCGCGCGCGGAGGUGCCGGGACUCCUGGUGGAGGACCCCACGGGGACGCGGACGCUGCUCAGCCCAGACGAGCUGGGAUCCUUCACCCAGCUGAGUGCCUGCCAGGUCGAGCAGUGCCAGCGGUUCAGCUUCCCCCACAGCCUCGCCGUCCUGGGCCGCUCGCUGCGGAGUACCUACGACGACGUUGUUGUGGUGGAUGGCACCCUGGUUGUCUGCGAGUGUGUUCGCGUCAGCCAUAGCCAGGGUGUCCUGUGCAUCAAGUGGGAGG